GUGCCACUCUGCAGCUUUCUUGUCUCAUCCGUCUCACCUAGCCGCUCUUUGCUUUCGACUCCUGCACCAUAACGAACUUAUUGACGACCUCAACAAUAACAUCAUCCUAUUGACUUAUUUCUCUCUAUGGCACAACCACUCUUCGACGAGCAUCCUCUAGGGGAAUACUUCCGACAAACCGGUGAACUCGCCGAGCCCAUGCCUGGCUCCUCUGCCGACUUUGUAUUGGAAGAACAAGAUCUCUUGGACGUGGACGAAUCUUCUCCCCAGGUAGAGCUUGAGCUCUCGCGACUCGUGCAACAGGUCGUUCAGUUCGUCAAUGACUUGCUGCAAUCGUCGACAAGUAAUUCCACAGAAGGCAAUUUCGCGGAACGCUUCAAGUACGAUGUUAUCUCAUCAUCCUUGCUCGCGUCAACCCUCGCCGCCGUACCGAGUAGUGCUGUCCGGCAAACUUUCUCUCCCGAUAUACCUGGGAAGUUAGACGACGGUGGCGGCGGAGAUAAACUCGAAUCCUUCCCCGCGGAUGCGAAGACCGAAAGUUCAUACCCCCCUAAUGCAGACUCUACCUUGGCCCCGGACUCACUAGGACUCCAGUUGCCAUACGUGCUCGCCUCUCUAGCUGCUCUCGCUUUGUCGACAAACUACGUUUUCUUCGCCAUCCUAUUACUUUGUGCUGCCGCCUAUGUCAGGUAUGUUGUAAACACAGACAGUGAAAAGAGCGAUACCACCAAGCAGACCCUUGACUCAGUGAACGAGCUCAUCUCUGCUGGAAAUGUGUGGGACUCCUCCGUGAACGAGGCGAUGAUGCUCAUCGAGAACGAAGAACGCAGUAUUUUCUAUGGACCCACCAGCUCUCAAGCCCCGUCCUCCGCGCUGCGCCUCGCCCUCCAGUCAUCACUCCAGACGACUCAAACCCAGUGCGACAAUGUUCGCCACCUGCUCUCGGCUCUCACCUCCCCGACGUCCCUGUCGCAAAUCUCGGAGAUGUACGCGCCUCCGUCCCCUGUCCGCCCUCCCUUGACACUCCUCGACCCUCCCCGGUCGCCGCUCGCGUCCAACACGAUACGCCCGUUCUCGCUACCUUUCACCACCCCAUCACGUAAUCGCACGACCUCCUUCCCCGUCACCAGCCCAACAAACAAGCGCGCAACGUGGGGCGGGUCGCAUGCUGCGCUCGCGCUUUCGGGCAGUCCCACCGCGCAGAUGCUCCAACGCAAGCAGAUGAACCGCCGUUCGGAUCUCGCUUCGCUCUUCCAACCCGUCCCCACGAUCGCGAGUGUGAGCGCGCCAGUCAGCCCGCAGCCCCCCAGUCCCACCAAGGGCGCGCUGGAGAACGUGACAGAAGAGGAGGACCCUCUUACGCCCGAGCUUGAAGCGAAGGGUUACUUCGGCGCCGCUGCACUAGACCUACAAAGGAAACGGAGGAGCGCCGCUCUGGAGACGUUUGGCAUCCCGCCGCCCAGUUACGCGUUUUCAGCGGAUCAGACUUUCACAGAGCCCCCGCUGCGCUCACCCGUGCGCGCCUCGCACUCGCGCAAUAGCUCCGGCAUCUCCCCGACGUUCUCUUCGUCGUCGCGUUUUACACCCGUGCACACGACACGCCAUCCUCUUUCGCUUUCCGGCCUGCAUGGGUCAUUGCACGGGGCACUGUCGGCAAAGCGCUAUACGUGCUCUCACCUUCUUGCUCUGCGCUUCAACGAGGACGAGGACGACACCUACUGGGAGAACGUGCGGUCCGUCAUGGCCCUGCUCACAAGCACUUUCGCCGACGCAUCCUCGCGGCUCGUCGAGGCGCUGGACGAUGCCGAGAAGCGGCGUAUCAAGGAUGAGCACCCCACGCCGCCCAGCGGACCCCUCAACCGGGAGAGCAGCAUAUCCCCGCUCCGGAACCAGAUGGGCGGCGGGCACAAACGACUGCGGUCGAUGGCCGAAAUGGUGUCCUUCGCGCCGAUGCCGAGCAACAUGUCGCGCUUCGGUGUGCAUGUCGACGCUAUUUCCAGCGCGCUCAACGACGCCCGAGAUCACCUGGAGGAGUGCGUCGCCGCACUGCGCGACUCCUCGUCCCGACGACAGUCAUUGGAGUCCUCCGACGGCGAGCUCUCCGUGCAGGACCACCCCGCGUUCCAGGCGUACGACCGUCUGCGCAAAGAGCUCGGCUUUGCGCUGCGCGAGUGCGAACGCGGCCGCGAGCGCAUGCUCGACAUCCUGGCCGGUCCGCGUGCGAUUGCCGAGGUCGUGGAAGACGAAGACGUGUCCCCACAUACGCCUGGGCUCCGGCAAGACUCCGGCAGCGAGUCCUCGGAGAAAGGUCCCAUCUCGCCGAACGCGCAGCUCGACGGCGACGCAGGUCUCGGCCUGGAGUUCUCGCACGGACGCGACGGGCAAGAACACGAGCUGGACGACGCGACCGCCCAUCUGCUGCUCGCGACAUCGUCGCAGCAUCUGCCCCCACCUGGGGCCGAGCAGGUCUUCGAGGCGGAGUCGGGUGCGGGCGCGUCGUUCGCGCGCGAGCGGUCGAAGCUCUCUCGCGAGGAGCGCAUCAGACUCGCGAAGGCCCGGCGAUCGAGUGGCGUGCCUUCACUGGCGUCUUCGGACGGCAGCGAGAGGCCGUCGCGCGGCAGCCCCUGGGGCCCGAACGGAGAGGUCGUUCAGGAGCUCAAGGAUGUGAUUUGGAAAGUCGGCGAGAAGCGGCGAAAAUUCUCGGAGCGGCUCGAAGCGCCCCUUUCCAAGGAAGAGGAGGAGCCUGCCGCGGAGGCAGAGCCGGUCGCAGCCCCGAUAGAGGCUGGUGCACCGGAGGAUGACGAGUCCGUAUUUAAGCGGGAACAGUCUCGCCCCGUGCCUAUAGAUACCCUGCGGACAGGGCCUCCCGCUACUGUUGCCCCUGUAGUCGGCGCGGGCGGGGAGGCGGAUAUGUCAUGACCCAUCGUAACGUCUGGAAUCUGGAAUGGUUGGCCCACCCAUGUAUAUGCUACUGCAUCGUUCAUAAUCUCUUAGGUCGCAUCGUCGCUUGUCGCAUCUCGCAUUAUCGCACACAAUACUAUCACUACAUUGGAUAUCACGCUUCU
Trametes versicolor FP-101664 SS1 is the source of this 3065-nucleotide messenger RNA. RefSeq lists its product as uncharacterized. The coding region runs from base 127 to 2919 and encodes 930 amino acids. The transcript has 5 exons. The record is from RefSeq and is a predicted model, not a curated record. Lineage: Eukaryota; Fungi; Basidiomycota; Agaricomycetes; Polyporales; Polyporaceae.